Trichosporon asahii var. asahii CBS 2479 is the source of this 1800-nucleotide messenger RNA. RefSeq names its product lysine-tRNA ligase. The coding region runs from base 1 to 1800 and encodes 599 amino acids. NCBI's taxonomy places the organism in Eukaryota, Fungi, Basidiomycota, Tremellomycetes, Trichosporonales, Trichosporonaceae. Gene Ontology annotation, cellular component: cytosol; cytoplasm. The transcript has 2 exons. Gene Ontology annotation, molecular function: lysine-tRNA ligase activity; tRNA binding; ATP binding. Gene Ontology annotation, biological process: lysyl-tRNA aminoacylation. The record is from RefSeq and is a predicted model, not a curated record.
AUGUCCGCCCCCGCUGCCGAGCCUACCCUUUACAAGGAUGAAGUCACCGGCGAGAUGAUCUCCAAGUCGGAGCUUAAGCGUCGCCAGAAGCAGCGCGAGAACGAGAAGAAGAAGGCCGAGAAGGCCGCCCAGCGUGCCGCCUCUGGCGCCCCCGCGCCUGGCCAGAAGUCCGGUGCCGCCGCCGAGGAGCAGCUCGACGCCGCUGCCUUCUACGAGCUCCGCACGAACCAGAUCAAGAAGUUCCGCGAGACCAAGCAGCCGGACCCGUACCCGCACAAGUUCCACGCCUCGUCUGGCAUUCCCGCGUUCGUGAAGGAGUACGGAGCCGAGGGCAAGAUCAAGGAGGGCGAGACUGUUGAGACCAAGGAGCCCGUUACGCUCGCCGGCCGUGUCGUCUCGAUGCGCGAGUCGUCCAAGAAGCUCCGCUUCUACGACAUCCGCGCCGACGGCGCCAAGGUCCAGGUCAUGGCCAACCUCCAGAACGCCAAGGACCAGGACGGCUUCAUGGCCACGAACGACAUCAUUCGCCGUGGAGACAUCAUUGGUGUCACCGGCCAGCCGUCGCGUACCAAGGCCGGAGAGCUUACGCUCAUGGCCUCGGACGUCAAGCUCCUCUCGCCCUGUCUCCACCAGCUUCCCGGACGUGAGGGUAUCACCGACGUCGAGACCCGCUACCGCAAGCGCUACCUCGACCUGAUUGUCAACAACUCGACCCGCGACAUCUUCAUCGCCCGCUCCAAGAUUGUCAACUACAUCCGCAAGUACCUCGACUCGCUUGGUUUCCUCGAGGUCGAGACCCCGAUGAUGAGCAUCCAGGCUGGUGGCGCCGUCGCCAAGCCGUUCAUCACGCACCACAACGACCUCAAGCUCGACCUCUUCAUGCGUAUCGCCCCCGAGCUCUACCUCAAGGAGCUCGUUGUCGGUGGCCUCGACCGUGUCUUCGAGAUUGGCCGUGUGUUCCGUAACGAGCAGAUCGACAUGACGCACAACCCCGAGUUCUCCAUCUGCGAGUUCUACAUGGCCUACGCCGACAUGUACGACCUCAUGGACAUGACCGAGAGCAUGAUCAGCGGCCUCGUCAAGUACCUGACUGGCGGUACCAAGGUCAAGUACCACCCCAAGGGCAAGGGCGAGGGCAUGCCCGAGUACGAGAUUGACUUUGCGACGCCGUGGAAGCGCUUCGACAUGAUUGAGGAGCUCGAGAAGCAGCUCAACGUCAAGUUCCCCCCUGGAGACACGCUGCACACCGAGGAGGCGAACAAGUUCCUGCGCGACCUGUGCGCCAAGCACAACGUCGACUGCUCCGAGCCCAAGACGAACGCGCGUCUCCUCGACAAGCUCGUCGGCGAGUACAUUGAGAACCAGUGCAUCAACCCGUCCUUCAUCGUCGGCCACCCGCAGGUCAUGUCCCCGCUGGCCAAGUACCACCGCUCGCGCCCGGGACUGUGCGAGCGCUUCGAGUGCUUCGUCGCGACCAAGGAGAUUUGCAACGCCUACACCGAGCUCAACGACCCCUUCGACCAGCGCGAGCGCUUCGAGGAGCAGGUCCGCCAGAAGGAGCAGGGAGACGACGAGGCUCAGGGCAUCGACGAGACCUUCAUCAACGCCCUCGAGUACGGCCUGCCCCCCACCGGUGGCUGGGGUCUCGGCAUCGACCGUCUCGUCAUGUUCCUCACCGACUCGGCCAACAUCAAGGAGGUCCUCCUCUUCCCCGCCAUGCGCCCCGUUGGCCAGCAGGACCAGCAGCAGGCUGCUCACAUCAAGGAGGAGCACGCCAAGGAGGAGCCCGCCAAGAUCUAA